AUGGGCAUGAGGAAUGCAGCAACCAUCGUCACCUUCCUCCUCUUCUCCUUCUUCUUGGGCGGCCUAACCCACGACGCCAAACCGGAACGGUUCGACAAGUGGAGCCGGCGGCUCGCCCGGGCCGGCGUCACGCAAGAGCAAGUGACCCAGCUCCACUUCUACUUCCACGACAUCGUCAGCGGGGAGCACCCCACCGCGGUCCGCGUGGCCCAGGCCGCUAACUCGGACCGGUCCCCGACCGGCUUCGGGAUGGUGGUGAUGGCGGACGACCCGCUGACCGAGGGGCCCGACCCGAAUUCCCGACUCGUGGGCCGGGCCCAGGGGCUGUACGGCUCGGCCGGGCAGGAGGAGCUAGGGCUCAUCAUGGCUAUGAACUACCGGUUCACGGACGGCAAGUACAAUGGGAGCUCCUUUAGCUUGAACGGCUUGAACCGGGCUCUGGAUCCGGUUCGGGAGAUGGCGAUCGUUGGGGGGACCGUGUUCCGGUUGGCUCGUGGGGUGGCCAUGGCCAAGACCUAUUCGUUGAACGCCACAACAGGAGAUGCAAUCGUGGAGUAUAAUGUGACGUUAGUGCAUUAG
This is a messenger RNA of Elaeis guineensis (African oil palm), 579 nucleotides long. RefSeq names its product dirigent protein 23-like. The record is from RefSeq and is a predicted model, not a curated record. Lineage: Eukaryota; Viridiplantae; Streptophyta; Magnoliopsida; Arecales; Arecaceae.